AUGGCACGGCAACGCUGCAGCUUGACAGUCCUCGCCGUUCUCGUAUUCGCGUUGUCCUUACAUUCGGUAACGCGCUCGUCGGCGACCGAAAAAUACGACGUGCUCUUUUACUCCGCCGGACCCUACACCCCGUGCGGCACGUCUGGUAACUUCUCCGCGGUCGGCGUGCAAGGCGCAUUAGAGCCGUACAAGAGAGACGCCACAUCGCUUAAAGGACAAGCGAUAUCGGGGCGAGUGACCGUUUACGAUGACUGCUACUUCGCGCUCUCAGAUCUCAGCAUCAGUGCAGCUGUGGACGCGCCGAUAUCCAUCUGGGCGGGGCCCAAGGACGUCGACCCCUACUCGCACGCCGCGCCCGUCGACCCCUACGCCGCCUCCUCCUUCCCCGCCUCCGCCGCCUACUCCUUCGCACCGGCCAGCACCGCAUUCAACCUCACGGCGACGUCGCUGAUGGCGGUGUUCCUGCAGGCGGGCGGACUCACCUGGGACGAGGCGCAGGUGCUUUACCUCUGCGCGGGGUCCGCCUCCGCGGGAAUCACGCGGAUCUACGCGCAGUUUGCGGUCGGCGGGCGUGAGCACGCGGGCCCGCACGGCAAGACCGUGCGGUGGGUGCGGAAGGCGGUGGGGGCGGCCGCGAGGGAGCAGCGCCUGCUCUUGCCUUCGCCCCCCGCCCGCCCGCCCCCUCCCCCCCCCAAGCCACCUGCGCCGGGCAGCAGCGGGCCGUCCGUCGGGCUGACCAACUGCGUGGAGGCCGUGCCAGGGCGGCUGAACAUAUACUGGACCGUGCAUCACGGCGACGCGGACGCAGGUGCCGCGGGACCGCCGCAAGACGUCUCCGCAGUCACCGGGUCCUCGACCUCGCCCGGCAGCAGCAGCGCUGGCAACGGCGCCGGCGGCGGCGGCGGGGGGAAGGGGCCAGUGGUAGAGAUGGGGAUGGAGGCGCGCGUAGGCGAGGGAUCGUGGGUGGCGGUGGGCGUGUCGCGCAACCAGACGCGCUUCGCCAUGCUGCAGAGCGACGUGACGGUGGGCGGCGUGCUGGCGGGCGGCGGAGGGGUCUUCGCGCGCGACUAUCACAUCACCGCCAAGCAGACAUGCCAGCAGGUCGCGGGCGGCUUCGUCGGCGUGUGCGAGGACGCGCUGCUGGGCUCCUCCCCCACGUCCCUCAACGACGUCACCCUCGUCUCCGCCUCGCGCCGCGCUGACGUCACAUUCAUCCGCUUCACCAAGCCCGCCGCCACGGCGGACGACCGCUUCGACGCCAAUCUGCUGCGCGCGCCGGGCCUCUCCGCGCUCUGGUGGGUCGUCUUCGCCGCGGGCCCGCUCGCCCCCGCGUCCACCGCCGCCGCGCCCACGCUGCUCUUCCACGACCCCGCGCUCGGGUAUUUUUCCGGGGGCACGCGCAUCCCCUUCGCGCCGCCCGCGCCCAUCCGCACUUGCUCGCCUCUCUGGGGCACCAAGCCCGAGUACCACCCCCCGCUCCCCCCGUACGCGCCACCGCCCCCGCCCGGCGCGGCUGCGCCUCCCCCGCCUGGCGCGGACGCGGCGGGGGGCGUGGCGGGGAUGCCGGGGCUGCGCGAGUGCAGCACCGCGGUGGGCGGGCAGGUGUACGCGUUCGACGCGUGCGACGCGCUGCCGGGCGGCUUCCUGCUCAUGUGGUCGCUGGCGGGCAUCACGCUGCGCGCCGCGUUCGUGGCGCAGGCCGUGCCGGACGGCGGGUACGCUGCGGUGGGCCUCUCGCCGUCCGGCGCCGUCGCCAACUCCAGCCUCCUCGUCGUCUCGUACGCGCAGGACGCGGGCGCGGGGUGGGGGAGUGGAGGGAAGGCCGCGGGCGCGGGGACAGGCGGGGCGGAGGUGGAGGUGGGGCAGGUGGUGGUGCGCGCAGGUGCACGGGGCGUGGGGGUGGAGGCGGAGGCGGGGGGCGAUCUGACGGUGGUGAGCAGCGUGGGGCAGGCGCGGAACGGCGCUCUCACGCUGCUCUUCUCGCUGCUGCUGCUGCCCAACCAGACGGCCGCCGCGUACCUCGUGUGGACCAAGGGGCAGCGCGCGCAGCUCUCCCUGCCCGCCGCGGCUGCAGCCAACGAGACAGGGGGGGUGCUGUCGCUGGAUGGGCUGGACUCGCUGAUGACGUCAGCCAUCAGCUUCGAACGCGGCGAGCCGAAAGACGAGUCCAACGACACCAUCCGCCUCUGGAAGAUCCACGGCAUCAUCAGCACGGUGGCGUGGGCGUUCCUCAUGCCACUGGGCGUGAUGGCAGCGCGCUACCUGCGCCAGGUGUAUGCGCGCUGGUUCCCCGUGCACCAGGCGCUGCACCUCGCCGCCACCUCGCUGGCCACCGUGGCAUUCACCAUGGCGCUCACCAUGCCGCACGGCGCCAUUGAGGGCCGUGCUGACAAGGCGUCAAGGGGGGCGUGCGUGGUGGCGCAUACAGCCAUGGGCAUCACGCUCAUGGUCAUCUCUGCACUGCAGCUGUCAGCGCUGGUGUGGCGCCCACACGAGGACAGCAAGUGGCGCCCAUACUGGCGGCGGGUGCACGCAGGGGGAGGCGCGGUGGCGCUGCUGCUGGGGCAGGCGCAGCUACUCGUUGGGCUAUUCAUCUCAGCGGCCCCUCUAUUCUACACCGUGCUGCUGGCCGCGUGGCUCAUCUUUGCUCUGCUCCUCACCACAGCCCUCGAGCUCCACUUCUUCCCCACCUUCUACCGCCUCGCCCACUGCUGGGACCGCCUUCUGGGCCGCAACGCUGACGUGGCGUCUGACGUGGACAGCCUGUGCGCCUCCAGUGAGAGGAUGGCGGGCGGUGCGGGUAGAAAGGGGCCGGCGGCGGAGGGGGAGGGCGGCAAUGGGGAGAAGGGUGCAGCGGAGGGAUGGGUGGCGGCGGUGGUAGCAGUGCUGCGGCGCAGCAGGGGCGCUGGCAUGCUGCCUGAACGGCCCAGGGGGCGAGGGAGGACGGCAAACGGGGGGAAAGGUGAGGGGAGGCAAAGGGGGAGAGGCGGGGUUGCGCAAAGGGGAGGGGGGGCGAGUGAGAGGGCGGGGAGAGGGGGCAGCGUGGGAGCGGGGCACAGCGGGUACAUGAGCAUGGCAGGCGCCAAUGCUCUCACUGACCGCCGCUCCAAGGAGCUGCUGCCCCCUCACCCUCACCCACCCCCACCGCUGCCAGCCCCUGCCCUCCCAGCCCUGCCGCACUCGCAGGCACCUGCACCCCCCACCACUGGUGGCGCUGCUGCUGGUGGUGGUGGGGGGAUUGGCAGAGAGGGGGCAGGAGCGGUAGGGGGGAGAGCGGAGGGGGUGGAGGCCAGGGCGGGGGCGUUUGGGCGAAGCCAGACAGUGGCAGAGGGGGGUGGCAGGGAGAGUGCCGGGGAGCACGGGAAUGGGGCUACUGUACCAGCUGCUGGUGAUGGUGGUGCUGCAUAA
Messenger RNA from Closterium sp. Yama58-4, 3408 nucleotides. The record is from the annotation of a GenBank genome assembly. NCBI's taxonomy places the organism in Eukaryota, Viridiplantae, Streptophyta, Zygnematophyceae, Desmidiales, Closteriaceae.